AUGGCGGACAAGCAGGAGGCCAGCCUGUUCGACUCGUCGUCCGACGACGAUGCCAGCUUUGCUGCUGCAGAAGAAAUCGGCCUUUUGUCGAAGAAAUCCUUGUCGAGGUCGCAUCGACGCUCGUCUUCGCUGCACGUCUUUGUCUCGUCUACUAAACGGACAUUUGGAGAAACCGUGCAAGAUCUGGAUUUCGUUCACAAUGCGCUGGCUAUCGCUCUGCUUGCAGUGCUGUGGCAUUCAUUCUCUUUGGCCAUUUCUAUAUACAACAAAUACAUGUUCUCCGGAGAGAUCAUCUCUUUCCCCUUCCCUAUCUUCAUGACCAGUCUUCAUCAGGCCGUGCAAUUCGCCCUCGCCUCUCUCUUCCUCUAUCUCAUUCCUUCUCUUCGACCCCAGCGACUGACACUGCCGCCGUCUUCCGUCCUGCCCGGUGUCGAUCCCAAGACCGGAAUGAGCAUGACACGCUUUUAUAUCAUACACCUCAUCCCGACAGGUGCCGCGACCGCAUUGGACAUGGGACUGGGGAACAUGUCUCUUCGAUUCUCGUCGCUCACCUUCAUCACGGCCUGCAAGUCAUCCGUGCUGGUCUUCAUUCUACUCUUCGCCUUUCUCUUCGGACUAGAAAGGCCCUCCGCGAGGCUGGUCCUCAUCAUCGCCGUCAUGACCGUAGGUGAAGUCAUGAUGGCUCUAGGCGAAGUAACCUUUAGCGUGGCCGGCUUCACGCUCGUCACCAGCUCAGCAUUCUUCUCCGGGUUCCGAUGGGCAUUGUCGCAACUGCUCAUCCUCAAGCACCCGGCCACAUCCAAUCCAAUCUCCAUGCUCUUCUACCUAAGCCCCGUUGUAUUCAUAACUCUCAUCUCACUUUCCCUCUUCAUCGAGGAUCCAGCCGAGAUCCUCGAAGCGUUAUACGCGCUUUCCAAUGCCUGCGGUGCAAAGACCGCAAUUGCGCUGCUGCUCCUGCCGGGCUGUCUGGCGUUUUGUAUGGUGCUGUCUCAGUUUGCGCUCCUGCAGCGCUCGUCGGUGGUGACGCUGAGCGUGUGCGGCAUCCUGAAGGAGGUGGUUAUUAUUGGUGUGGCCGGCAUGGUCUUUGGCGACCAGUUGACUCCAAUCAAUAUAUGCGGUGUGUUGGCUAUAUUGGCCAGUGUGGUUGCGUAUAAUUAUCUGAAGAUUAGCGCUGCGAGACACGCUGCCAGAGAACGGUAUGCCAAUGAAAAAUAUUCAUGA
Molecule: messenger RNA, 1221 nt
Organism: Talaromyces atroroseus
Lineage: Eukaryota; Fungi; Ascomycota; Eurotiomycetes; Eurotiales; Trichocomaceae
Exons: 2
Coding region: 1-1221 (406 amino acids)
Biological process (GO): UDP-glucose transmembrane transport
Cellular component (GO): cis-Golgi network; endoplasmic reticulum-Golgi intermediate compartment; Golgi apparatus
Molecular function (GO): antiporter activity
Source: RefSeq, a predicted model, not a curated record